This is a messenger RNA of Mangifera indica (mango), 1829 nucleotides long. RefSeq names its product AAA-ATPase At2g46620-like. Gene Ontology annotation, molecular function: ATP hydrolysis activity; ATP binding. The record is from RefSeq and is a predicted model, not a curated record. NCBI's taxonomy places the organism in Eukaryota, Viridiplantae, Streptophyta, Magnoliopsida, Sapindales, Anacardiaceae. The transcript has a single exon. Bases 268 to 1656 code for a protein of 462 amino acids.
AAUUAAUCAAUCUUUAUUUAUAAAUAAAGACUGAAAUAAAAUAAACUCAAACUAGAAACUAGAAGCGCCACCGUUCUCUUAUAAUUUCAACAUUUCUUAAAGCCCACCCCGUCGCCCCCUUUAAGGCCCUCUCCAAUUAUUUUUUUGCCGGCUGAAGCCUGACUGGCUUCUGUACUGCCUGCAAAAUUUCCCCUCUCUAUAUUUAUAUAUAAAAAACACCAAUAUCCAAACCCUAUCUCUUCUUAUUUACUUCAUCAUCAACCAACAAUGAAUUUUCUACCAAUCUUUUUCGCCAUCAUUUUCUUUCUAUUCAUUCUUAGAUUUCUCUCAAAUACAUCCCUUUUACACAUUCUUGCAAGGUGUUUUCGAUCACUUGGAGAUCGUUUUCAUGUCUAUCAAUCCUUCAAAGUUCCGCAACUCAAUCAAAACUUCCAAGAAAACCUCCUUUACCGUAAAGUCUUCACUUAUCUCAACUCUCUAACUUCUCUCGAAGACUCCGAAUCCACCAACCUCUUCACCGGCUCCAAGUCCAACGACAUCCGGCUCAUUCUAGACGACAACCAGGCCGUCGAUGACACAUUCCUCGGCGCUCGACUUACUUGGAAGAACCAGAGCGGAUCAUCGCAAAACACUUUGGUUUUGCGACUCAGAAAGAAAGAUAAACGUAGAAUUCUACGUCCGUAUCUUCAACAUAUUGUUUCUGUAGCCGACGAAAUUGAAGAAAAUAAGAAAGGAAUUAGAUUGUACCUGAAUUUGGAGGAUCGAAGUCGACAUAAUCGACGCUGGAGAUCGAUUCCCUUCACUCAUCCAGCCACCAUGGAGACGGUUGUUCUUGACGAUGAAGUGAAAAACAGAGUCAAAGCUGAUCUCGAAGCGUUUCUUAAAUCGAAACAUUAUUAUCAUAGACUUGGGCGUGUUUGGAAACGGAGUUAUCUUUUAUACGGAGCUUCCGGUACUGGGAAAUCAAGUUUCGUUGCCGCUAUGGCUAGGUUCCUGUGUUAUGACGUGUAUGAUAUUGAUCUCUCACGGGUUUCUGACGACUCUGAUUUGAAAAUACUUUUGUUGCAAACUACCUGUCAGUCGUUGAUUUUGAUCGACGGACUUGAUAAUUUUUUUAACGAGAGGCCAAGGGCAGUGAGCUUGUCGGGGAUACACAACUUCGUGGAUGGGAUCAUAUCUUGUUGUGGGGAGGAGCGUGUGAUGGUGUUCACCAUGAAUGAUAAGGAUCAAAUUAGUGAUCAAACGGUGAUGAGAGCAGGUAGGAUUGAUAUUCAAGUACACUUCCCUUUGUGUGAUUUUUCCACCUUCAAGAUUAUGGCUAAUAAUUAUUUGGGCGUGAAGGAUCACAAGCUUUUUGUUCAAGUUGAAGAGGGUUUUCAAAAUGGGCCGGGUUUGAGCCCAGCUCAAAUCGGUGAACUCAUGAUUUCGAAUCGGACUUCGCCCACCCGAGCCCUGAAAUUAGUAAUCAACGCAUUACAAAGAUCGAGUGAAAGUGGGCCGGGUCAACCUGUGGAUGAGAGCCAAUUUUCUCGGGAAAGUACCCAAACAGUAAAAGAAAUUAAGAAAUUGUAUGGGCUUUUUAGAAUUGGGGGUAGAAUGAAAGAGGGCCAAUUAGAUUUGAAUUUGUCACGACAUGAAGCUCAAAUGAAAGAUUAGGAUUUGGGUCAUUUUAUAAUGUCGAAAAAGAAUUGGCACAUACAAGAAUAUUAUAUAGGGAUAAUUGAAUUAGAUAAAGAUUAUUUAAAUAGUUUUCUAUGAUUAGAUAUGGGUUACUAAAAAUUUUCUGAUUAUUAUGGAACUUCUAUUAAUUCAAAGUUUGAAAUUAUAUU